AUGGGUGAGACGGCCCCAGCUGAGAGACGGCUGUGGAACAGGGCUGCUCCCCAGGAUGAUUUGAGGUCUGGAUACUAUGAACCCUGGGACUGCAGCAGACUGUCACCUGAUAAGUGGCUUCCAGAGGAGCCUCUCACCUGUCAUGUCUCCCAACAGGACCUCCAGGACAGUUUGUUCUCCUCUGAAAGUGACAACAGCCUGUACUUCACCUACAGUGGCCAGUCCAAUACCCUGGAAGUUCGAGAUCUGAGCUACCAGGUGAACAUGGCUUCCCAGGUGCCUUGGUUUGAGCAUCUGGCUCAGUUAAAGAUGCCUUGGAUGUCACACAACAGCAAGGACUCUUGUGAGCUGGGCAUCCAGAACCUGAGCUUCAAAGUGAAAAGUGGGCAGAUGCUGGCUAUCAUAGGGAGCUCAGGCUAUGGGAGGGCCUCCUUGCUGGAUGUGAUCACUGGCCGUGGCCAUGGUGGCAAGAUCAAGUCAGGCCAGAUUUGGAUCAAUGGUCAGCCUAGCACACCGCACCUGGUGAGGAAGUGUGUGGCCCAUGUGCGCCAGCAUGACCAGCUGCUGCCCAACUUGACUGUCCGUGAGACCCUGGCCUUCAUCGCCCAGCUGCGCCUGCCCAAAACCUUCUCCCAGGCCCAACGCAACAAAAGGGUGGAUGAUGUGGUGGCGGAGCUUCGGCUGCGGCAGUGUGCCAACACACGUGUGGGCAAUGAGUAUGUGCGGGGAGUGUCAGGGGGAGAGCGGAGGAGAGUCAGCAUUGGGGUGCAGCUCCUGUGGAACCCAGGUAUCCUCAUUCUGGAUGAGCCCACCUCUGGGCUCGACAGCUUCACAGCCCACAACCUGGUGAAGACCUUAUCCAGGCUGGCCAAAGGCAAUAGGCUGGUACUCAUCUCCCUCCAUCAGCCCCGAUCAGACAUCUUCCGGCUGUUUGAUCUAGUCCUCCUGAUGACAUCUGGCACUACCAUCUACUUGGGGGCAGCCCAGCACAUGGUCCAGUAUUUCACAGAGAAUGGCCACCCCUGUCCUCGCUACAGCAACCCUGCUGACUUCUACGUGGACUUGACCAGCAUUGACAGGCGCAGCAGAGAGCAGGAAGUGGCCACCAGGGAGAGGGCUCAGUCACUGGCAGCCUCGUUUCUAGAAAAAGUGCGUGACUUUGAUGACUUUGUGUGGAGACCAGGGCCACAGGAGCUCGGCGUGGGCCCCUGUGCAGAGAGCCAGGCCCACCCGAGGGACCCCGACAGCCUCCAGAUGCCCAAGGACUCCCACUUUCCUGGGGCGGUGCAGCAGUUUACUACCCUGAUCCGUCGUCAUAUUUCUAAUGAUUUCCGAGACCUGCCAACCCUUCUCAUCCAUGGGAUGGAGGCCUGUCUGAUGUCCUUGAUCAUCGGGUUCCUCUAUUACGGCCAUGGGGACAUCAAGCUCUCCUUCAUGGACACGGCUGCCCUCUUGUUCAUGAUUGGUGCUCUCAUCCCUUUCAAUGUGAUCUUGGAUGUCAUCGCCAAAUGUCACUCAGAAAGGGCGAUGCUCUACCAUGAACUAGAGGACGGGCUGUAUACCGCAGGUCCUUAUUUCUUUGCCAAGAUCCUGGGGGAGCUCCCAGAGCACUGCACCUACAUCGUCAUCUAUGGGAUGCUCACCUACUGGCUGGCCAACCUGCGGCCGGGUCCCGAGCCCUUUGUGCUGCACUUUCUGCUGGUGUGGCUGGUGGUCUUCUGCUGCAGGGCCAUGGCCCUGUGCACUGCCGCCCUCCUCCCCACCUUCCACAUGUCCUCCUUCUUCGGCAACGCACUCUACAACUCCUUCUACCUCACUGGGGGCUUCAUGAUAAGCUUGGAUAACCUGUGGACAGUGCCUGCAUGGAUUUCCAAAGUGUCCUUCCUUCGGUGGUGUUUUGAAGGGCUGAUGCAGAUUCAUUUUAAUGGGCACACUUAUUUCAUGGAGGUUGGCAAUCUCACCAUCCACAUCCCAGGAGACAGAAUCCUCAGUGCCAUGGACCUGAACACAUACCCCCUCUAUGCCAUCUACCUCAUCCUCAUUGGCAUCAGCAGUGGCUUCAUUAUCCUAUACUAUGUGUCCUUGAGGUUCAUCAAACAGAAAUCCAGACAAGACUGGUGA
Messenger RNA from Orycteropus afer afer, 2121 nucleotides. RefSeq names its product ATP binding cassette subfamily G member 8 (gene ABCG8). Gene Ontology annotation, biological process: cholesterol homeostasis. The record is from RefSeq and is a predicted model, not a curated record. The transcript is spliced from 14 exons. Gene Ontology annotation, molecular function: ABC-type transporter activity; ATP binding; ATP hydrolysis activity. Bases 1 to 2121 code for a protein of 706 amino acids. Gene Ontology annotation, cellular component: plasma membrane. Lineage: Eukaryota; Metazoa; Chordata; Mammalia; Tubulidentata; Orycteropodidae.